Molecule: messenger RNA, 7965 nt
Organism: Tyto alba (common barn owl)
Lineage: Eukaryota; Metazoa; Chordata; Aves; Strigiformes; Tytonidae
Product: homeobox protein engrailed-1-like
Exons: 6
Coding region: 1-1032 (343 amino acids)
Source: RefSeq, a predicted model, not a curated record
AUGCAGAUGUGCGGAGGGAGGGGGGUGGGGGGUGGGACGAGGCGUGGAAAGCUGCCCUCCCUCCAGCUCCCGCAGCGCCGGGAACAAUGGCCACGGGCUCCGUGGGGACAAUGCCCGGCGGAGCCUAGCUGCUUGGGUUGCAGGACACGUCCACCACCGCCUCGGCCACCCCGGGACCCGGCCCCCCGCUCCCCGGGGACAGUCACCCCCCGCUUCCCCGGGGACAGACACCCCCCGCUCCCCCGGGGCUGUGGGAAAACGCGUGGCCGGGGUUGGGAGGGGGAGCACCAAACUUGGGGAAAAGUCCUCGUCUCCUGCUCCACCCCGGGGGCCGUCACCGUGCCCUCCCGCCUUUGGGGACACCCCCCCCCCCCUCACACCCCAGGGAGCCCGUCGGUUCCCUCUUGCCCAUCCCGCCUCUUGCCACAAACUCCACCGGGUGCUCCCGCCCGGGGCUCAACAGGUCGGUACCGGCCAGUCCGCAGGUGGGUUCGGCCGAGCGGCGCCACGGGGGACCGGCACACCGGGAAAGGCGGAGAGAAGAGAUCCCCACGUUGCUUUGAUCACCGUGGUCCAGCAGCAUCCACCACCGGGGACGGGGAUGAAGCAAAGUGGCUGGAGCAAAAGGGAGCACCCAAGCCAGCAUGGUCAGAGCCCCGGGCCGAUCACCCACCCUGCAACACCCUCGCCCUGGAAAUCACAGGAUGGAGGAGCCCCGUGGGGCACCGUGGACUGGGCUUUCUCACCUGGGGGAGCCGCUGGGCUGGGAGACGGCUGCUCCUGGCACGGGUUUGCAGCUGCAAAGGUGUACGUGGCCGUCGGGGACGGGCUGGUUUGGUCACAUCCCUCCAUGGCAAGGGCAGCGCCUGCGGACCCAGGCAAGGGACCUCAGCUUCGCUCCCCCAGGGAUGCUUGAGACCCCUCGCCUCUCCUGGAUGGGGCUGGGAACAAGGGCGGUGGCAGGAGGUGACACUCCAGAUUCCUCUCCAGCCGCCGGCGCUCGAGGGCCAGUGUCACGCAACGUUUCCCUGAACGAGCCCUGGGGAAGGGGACUGGGAAGAAGCCGCGUGCGCACGAGGCCGACGGGAGAUGCUCUGCGGCACAGCGAGGACCAGCCCCGGCUCUGCAGGCACGGCUCGGCACGAUGCUCCUUCCAACCCGCAUCUGGAGAAGGAGGAAAAUAAAUUGGUUUCCUCUUUUCAAUAAGCUGGAAGCUGCUCUGGCUCAGGCCAGGUCGGGGUGUGGUGCUGGGGGGAUGCUUGUGUUUUCCUGGGGUGCCCCAGUGCAAUGGGGACGAGGGGACCGAGGUUGAUGAAUCGGCAAUAAGGGAGCUCGGCAUGCAUGGAAAUCACGGCUCUGCUUUCCCCAGCAUCCCUCCUCCUCCUCUUCCUCUCUGCCAUGCAGUGUUUGGGGGUCAGGAUGGGCCAUCCCCCCUCCUGCCCCAGCCCUAGGGAAAACCCUGCCUGAAGCACAGCGGUACCUGCAGCUCUGGGGUUAAACAGCCCAAAAGGAAGAUUUUUCCAUGCAGGGAGGUUUGUGGACAUACCCGGCAUCCCGGCACUUUUCUGCCCGUUACCUCCCAGCUCAAUUAACAAAGGAAGCAUCAAAUUAACACAGAAGCACCCGUCAGCACUGGAGGAUUGCUCUGCUUGGCACCAGGAUCAGCUGGGGACUGGUUUGCUCCAAACUAAAGGAUUUAUCAGAAGAUGGUGGCAAAACUGUGAGAAGACCAGUUUGGUUCAUUUAUCCUGGGGCAUCUCCCAAAGUCCAGUGAAACAGGCCCAAAAUCCAGUUUCUGCAGGAUGGGGCAGCACGUGCCUUUGGGGAUGGCACACGGGAGCAACUCCGCAUCGCGGGGAAGAGCUGUCAGUGUCAGUCCCCAGGUGUCCAGCGAGUCAUUUGAGGGAUUUACUGGAUCCGUCCUGGGCUGGUUUUCCCCACCAAGAAGCAGGGAAGGACCCAAGCCUUGGCAGUUCCCUGUCAUAUUGUCAGGGUCUCACUCUUAUCCCUGUGGGGACAGUGGAGGCAACAUCCGACUCAGUUGACCAAUUUCUGUGCAGCUGGAGCAUCUGGGAAUAACCAAACCAGCCCACAUUGGCCCCAUUUCCUACCCACAGAGAUCCACUGCUUCGGUCCUGUUUUCGGUAGAGUUUGGAAUAACUCUGCAGGAACUUGGAUUCAUGCCUGGUCCCUUCCUGCCCUGAAUCACCCAUCAAGAAGUUACCUUUUAUCAGGAUUUUCCAAAUCCCAUCAAAGCGGGGUGAUCUCUGUGCCCUGCACCUUCACCAAGCCUCCUCUUUCUUCCCCAAAUGUUAGGGGGGGAGGAAAUAGGCUCAGGGCAGACCCCAAAUCCCCCUACACCCGGUGGUACGGGGGCUGCACCCAUCUGCAGCAUCUCUGGCAGAAGGAUCUUAAAAAUAGUCUUUGCUGGAGCUUUGGAAAGGAGCUUUCAGUUGUUUUAAUUGAUGGAGGAAUUGGGCAGUGAGCAGAGACGCAGCAAAAUAAAUCAACAGUGUGUUUUUACCCCCUUUUCCACCCCUCAAACCUCCUCUGGGAGCAGAGCGGCUUUGCAAGGCUUGGGAAAAGCGAGAAAAUUCCCCCCACCUGUUUGCUUUUAAACAGAUUUUGUUUAAGAAAAAAAGAAAAAGGAAAAAAAAAAAAAACCUCAAGGGUUGUGAACAGUACCCAAAACCAAGCCGGGACACGUUAUUCACGCACACAUGCUAUCCGAGAGGCAGGAUCCACCACUCCACACCCCGCGGGGCUAAAGAGCAGCAACUCGCCGGACUAUAAAUUCCCAGAUUCCCUGGAUCUCACCAGCCCGGCUCUUAUUGAGAUGCAGGGAGCAGGGGAGAAGGUGACCGCCGACUCCAUAAAUAUUAUUGGGGGCGACGGGGCUGCGCGGGGCCGGCGGGCGCAGACAAAGCGCCCAUUGAGCUGUCGGCGGAGGCGCGACGGCCCAGCUGCCGCGGGGAGCGGGACGGGGGUCAAGGUCAGAGGUGGGCCCUGCCUGUAUUAUUCCACACACACACACACACACACACACACACACCCCCCACCCACUCCCCAAGCUCUUUUCCUCAUGCCCAUAAAAUUAGUGAAGUUAACCCGGUAUCGCCGGCUCAGCGUGCCCACGGGGGGAUGCCAGGAGAAGCGGGUUGCUGAUGGCAGCAGCCACUUUGGUCGUGCAGGAGGGGAAACUGAGGCACAGUGCAAAAGCCCAGCAUCGCACCCACUCUGAAGGGGCAGCGCUGGCGGCUUUAUCCCCUGGGGAUCCUUUUUGUGAGCCUGUUUAAUAACCUAUAAGCUUAAAGGCUGGCAGAUCGGACAUCCCCAGCUCUGCUGGAGCAACCCCAGGACCAUGCCAGCGUGGGCAGGAAGCCCGUGCCCACCCCAAAUCACCCAGCACCCUGCCCCAUGCCCAGUUCUCCCCGUGCCAGGGGGUUUUUGUAUAUGGCUGGAGAACUGGAGCUUUCAGCCUGGGAUCUGCAGCAAGGGCAGCCCCCGACAACCCCAUCCACCCCCAGGACUGGAGGUUCAAUCCUGCUGCCACAUAAACUUAGAUUUUUAGAAUAUUUUACUCCCUAUUAAGCAAUCCCUUAGCAACGCUUGUUUCCAUGGCAAAGAGCAGAGAACCUCCACGCCGAUGUUGAGCUUUGCCUUAAACUAGAACUCAGUUCAUUUUAUUUGGGUCCUGCCCCAUGGGCCAGGUCCCCAGCACCCAUGGGGGGGCUGCCCACCCUGGGAUGGACCAUGGGUGCCUGUUCUGGGUUUCAGGCCAGGAUGGGGUCACAAAGCAAGGACAGUUUACCUGGGAAAGGAGGUGGGCUGCACGCAAAGCUGCUUCUUGCAAAAAAAGAAGGGGGUUAGAGAACACUGUACACCCCCAAAAAAGUUGAUUUCCAUCCCCUGCAAGCCCAGCUCUGGAGCUCCCGGGGUUUAAAAGCUGAGCCGUGCCCAGCUGCGGGGCAGCCCCGGCUUCUGAAAUUACACUAAUGAGCCCAGCAGCCAGUGAGGUUGCGGGCUUUGCUUGCUUCCCUGCACCUCCAAGACUUAACGAACUCAAACAAACGAGGUGCAGGACACCGGGACAGCUCUGGGUGCUGGCAGGUGCUUUAGAGCCCAAAUUGGUGGGGGCUGGCACCACACGGUGAGAGCUCCUUUCCGCAGCCUCACUUUCCCAAAGGGGCAUGUGAGUCACCUAAAAAUCGGGAUUCCUGCAGAAAAUACAAAGGGAAAGGGAAUUUAUUCAUUUUCCAAAAAAUCCCAGCAACGUUCUGUGCUCUGCUUGGCAUUUUUAAAGAAAUGGGUUUAAUUCUGCUAUUUCCAUCCUCAGUGGAAAAAACUCCACUUAGGAGCAAUGGCAGGUUCCUGGGAUGGACUCUCCAUGGGGACUUUCCCCCCAGGAAUCACUCAGGGUCCCCGUUUUUCACCCCAGAGUCCAAAAUCAGCAUUUCUGUGGGUGCAAGACCCUCAGCAGACCUGGCACCACUGGGUUUGCCCGUCUCCAUCUCCCCGGGAGGAGAAAGGAAACUCCUUCCUCGCCGUGCUUUUAUUCUGCUGCAGUGGUAACGAAUUCUUGCAGCGGUUCAUGCCCUGAAGGAGCCUUAAAACCUCCCAAAUUUGACAGCCAAAAAUAGCUAUUGCUCUGCUUGUUUCCAAGUGUUCACUACCCCUGAUUUAUUUACCCCGAUUAUUUGAAUCCGUCUCGCGCUUUGAAUUCCAAAUCCUAAACAGAAUGGAAAAACCCUGCAUCUGUCAUUUAAAUGCUCUUGCACUCGUUUAACGGAGGGGAGGGGAUUAUAAUUUCUCCUCGCUGAAAAGGUGUCCCUGUGCCGGGGGUCCUGAGGAGGGCUGGAAAAGCUGAAAAACAUCAUGGCAUUAUCGGCUUCUGGGAUUUCCAAGAAUCCAGACUGUGCGGCCGCUCCGGGAGUAUUUUUUCCCAGCCCUCGGUAUCGCUGUUUGAGGUGGGGGAGGCUGCCGGGGCUGCGGGUGAGCAGAGCUCGGGGGGGGCCCGUGGGUUGAAUUACUCAGCGGCGUGGGAGCGUUGAGAAAUGCUGGUGGCAUCCCCGUGCACCCCCUGCGCCCAUGCUCCCCCGUGCCGGAUCCCAUCAGUGCCGAUGGAGAAGCCCCCGCUGCAUCCCCCCCCACCCCCACCCCAUUCCUGCCCUGCCAGGGUUUUGUGCCCAGGGUCCCGCUGCGCCGCUCAAGGAGCACCGAAAACCAAAAUGUCAAUUUUUGGUGCAGAAAGACCCAGGUCGGGCAUCCGCAGGGCAAACCCCGCACUGUGACGCGGCCAGGACAAGGUGCGGGGGGGGGGGCAUCUGUGAGGUUCUGAUCAUGGCAAAUCCUGUGGAUUUUCUUCACACCAGCUUGCACAGCCCAAAUCUCUCUCUCUGAUGGUAUUUCAGGCCACCCGAUGCCGACUUUUGGCUUGCUGUAGCUCUGUUCGGAAAGGUCUGAAAUUUUUGGGCGCUGGGUGAUUUGCACUUGAUGAUCCCCCCUGCUUGGGACCAGCAUCUCUGGCACCAAGCACCCGCUGGGCCGGGCUCGGGUGCAGGCUUGGAUGGGCUCAAAACCUUCCCGCAGCUGGAAAUGAAGGGAUGAAGGGCAGUGAGGGUGGAUGGGGGCUGCAGGGGAGAGGAUGGUGCCCCCCACCUUUCUCAUCUCCCCCAGUCUCCCAAAACAGGCUCAGCUUUUCUCAUGCGCACACACACACUCGCGCUCGCCCCCGCCACGCUGCUGGAGAAGGGGUGAAAUUAAUCCCUAUGGAAAUUUAUUUAAAUGAAUUCUCUGCCUGGACACUCAAGCUGUUCCCAGCCUGGUGAGGGCAGGGCAGCCGGGGGAGGAGGGAUUGCGGACCCCCCGGGUACCCCAAUUCCCCCCUUGCAGCUGCAUCUCACGGGGGUUAUUCCACCCUGGCAGUUGUCCCAGAGGUGCUAAACCGUGUCACAAAACCAAGUUUGGACCCACAAAUUGCCCCAGGGCUCCCCAGGAAUCACUCGUGUCUUGCCCCCGUGUUGGAGCAGGGAGAAGAUGGCAGUGGCUCUCGCUGUGCCUUGGCAAAGGUCGAGGGGGAACAUCUGAAGGAGUUGCUUUUUGCCCUGUAAGCCACGGGCCUUGAUCAACUCAUUAGGGAAAAGAGGAAUUAGCUGGGCAUUUUGAUAAAUAAAAAAUACUGGUUUUCCUGACCAAAACGCAUGUUGGUUUAUUAAUUAAAUUCACACUGUGUGCAGCACCAGGAUUGAGCCCUUCCCGUUCCCAUCGCACUGGGUGGGAUCCUCAUCCCAGCCCCGGCCAUCCCUGCGCCAGGCGCUGCACGGGUGCUCGGCUCGAGUGGUCUCACCCCACAAGAUAGGGUGGGUGGGGGCCAGACGGGGACCCGCUUGGCUACGGGGAGGCAGAUCAAGCACCACAGUAAACCCCAAGCUCCCAGGAAGCAUGGGCAGCCCUCGGGGUGACCCCAAUCCCAUGAGGAAGCAAAGCAGCCGGCCCCGGAAAAGGGGAUCCGGGGCAUCUGCAUCCCCCGGACAAGGCUUCUUUGAGAUGGGGGACAGACGGGGUAUUGUCAGCGCAGGCGAGGGAUGAGGGAGAUCCAGGAAGAAGGUUUGAAGUGGGAUUGUGCUGGGAAGGGUUGGAUUUGCAGGGAGCUUGGCUUUGCAGGGGACCCCUGAAGCAUCAGAGCAUCCUCCCUGCACCCCGGCAGCUUUGCAUCCCGGAGGGAGAGCCCAGCCCGGUGCUGGCAAACCCCGAGCAGAAAAUCAUCGAAGAGGAGCUUUUAUAAGAGCAAUAUUCAUGUUGAAGCAUUGGGCAAUCUCAGCAUGUGCAAGCGUGCUCACGUCUUCCCCAGCCCUGUGUAGGCAUCCAUGUGCACGGGUGGGGGACGCACGGCCCCAUCUCCAUCCCCAAGGGCAUUGAAGGUCUUGGGGUUGGAGGAGUUUGGGGAAAAGAAGGUGCCUACAGUGAUUCCCCACCCCUCCCAAGACCAUGGAGGGAGCUGGACCUGAACCCCAAAGCCGAUGGAGCCCUUGUGGGGGAUCACGGCCGGGUAAGCCAGCGGGAACAGGCACUUCUCGGGGAUUUAUGUCGUGCAGCACUUGUCAGCGCAGCUUUAGCACCCCAUAAAGCAAUGCUGAAGGCUGAACGUGAAGGGAGAACACAAGGAUGCCCUAACUGGCCAAUUAAUGAGCAAAUUCAGGUUCAGGCCCUGCAAAACUGUGUAAGGGAAAGGCUGGGGAGCGGGAUGGAGCCAUGGAGAGGAGGGGAAAGUGCGGGAGGAGACUGGAAUUAGGGGAGGGGUGUGAUGUGACACGGCAGCCCUGGUGCAGGCAGCAGCUAAUGCCAUGUAUGUUCAUCCACAGGCAGCUGCCCGGCAGCGCAACGGGGGUUUUGUUGACUGCACCCCACAUUCGGGGCAUUGGGACCCCCCACAAGCAACGGGAGCAACAAGGACAUGAGUGAAGAGGUGCCACCGCCCGCCCCGGGGACAGCGCGAGGGUCAGCCUGUUCGCCAGAGACCCGGCACGGAGCGCGGCUCUUGGUGACAUGAGAGGACACCAUGGGGUCCAGGUGACCAAGAGAAGUUGGAGUAGUCCAAGGCUGGGUCUGAAGCAUGGGCAGGAUGGGUGCAGAUGCCCUCCCCAUCCCUGGGGUAAAGGCUUGCUCCCUCCUUUCCCAUGUAAGCAGCCACAAGGCUGAAGCCAGACGUGCCCAGGGGGUCUCACCCGGGGGUCCCCCCAACAUUCCAGUACCAGACGGGGUGCACAGACCACGAGAUGACAUCCCAGGAAACUGGAAGGAGACAGAGCUGCUACCACCAAGCCCAAGGCAUCCGGAGGACGAGAUCUGCAGCUCAACGAGGCGAAAGUGAAAAAAAAAAAAAAAAAUCAUGUGCAUUAAAGGUGUGCAAAGCCCCCAGGUGUGUCACAGCCUGGUGUCCCUUGCACUGCUUGUGUUUGAGCAGAA